AUGGCUGAAAGAAUAAGAGCUAAUCCUCAGCAGAAUCUCCCUCAAAGCGAACCAAAUGGACUUAGCCCGGAACGAGAUCACGUAACUCUACUGCCUCUUCCACUCCAUUACCCUAAUCCUACUCUUGGGCCCCAAAUGGAAAAAGGCCACUUCUGUAAAAAAAUCCUGGAUCCCAUCACUCUGUUCUCUAGUUUGUUCACUAGCUAUAUCNCAUCGCAGCCUUUCCGGGGUUCAUCAUGGGCAUAUCGGGAAAUGUUGGUCUCUUGGGAAGCUUCCUUUCGUAUGGGUGAAACAACUGUUAGAGUAUCAUCACACGUGGAAGAAAUUAGUGAAUCAGCUCCUCAGGAUUAG
Fraxinus pennsylvanica is the source of this 351-nucleotide messenger RNA. NCBI's taxonomy places the organism in Eukaryota, Viridiplantae, Streptophyta, Magnoliopsida, Lamiales, Oleaceae. The record is from the annotation of a GenBank genome assembly.